AGAUGCCCAGUCCGCUGGUGCUGGCGCUGGCCCUCCUGGGGAGCCUGGUCCCCGUGUCCCCUGCUCCCGGCCAGGCGCUGCAGCGAGUGGGCAUCGUAGGGGGGCGGGAGGCCCCUGGGAGCAAGUGGCCCUGGCAGGUGAGCCUGAGACUCAAAGGCCAGUACUGGAGGCACAUCUGCGGGGGCUCCCUCAUCCACCCGCAGUGGGUGCUGACUGCUGCCCACUGUGUGGGACCGAACGUCGUGUGUCCUGAAGAAAUCAGGGUUCAGCUCAGGGAGCAGCACCUCUACUACCAGGACCACCUGCUGCCCGUCAACCGGAUCGUCAUGCACCCCAACUACUACACACCCGAGAAUGGGGCGGACAUUGCCCUGCUGGAGCUCGAGGACCCUGUGAACGUCUCUGCCCAUGUCCAGCCGGUCACCCUGCCACCCGCCUUGCAGACCUUCCCCACGGGGACGCCGUGCUGGGUGACGGGCUGGGGUGACGUGCACAGUGGAACGCCCCUGCCGCCGCCCUUCCCCCUGAAGCAGGUCAAGGUCCCCAUCGUGGAGAACAGCAUGUGUGACGUGCAAUACCACCUGGGCCUCAGCACGGGGGACGGCGUACGGAUCGUCCGCGAGGACAUGCUGUGCGCUGGCAACAGCAAGAGCGACUCCUGCCAGGGCGACUCUGGAGGGCCGCUGGUCUGCAGGGUGAGGGGCGUCUGGCUGCAGGCGGGUGUGGUCAGCUGGGGAGAAGGCUGCGCUCAGCCCAACAGGCCUGGCAUCUACACCCGCGUCGCCUACUACCUGGACUGGAUCCACCAGUACGUCCCCAAGGAGCCCUGAGCCCAGCCCCCGGGCCGCCCGGGUUGGUGGGGAAGCCGGCCUCCACGGCGCCUCACCCCUGCCCCCCGGCCCGGGGGCCGCCCUUUUCCCCCUGUCCCCGUGGCCUGUCCCCGGAGCCCGCCGUGGGCGCCCACCCUCAUUAAAGUGCAUGGAAGCAG
Molecule: messenger RNA, 988 nt
Organism: Canis lupus familiaris (dog)
Lineage: Eukaryota; Metazoa; Chordata; Mammalia; Carnivora; Canidae
Product: tryptase
Exons: 5
Coding region: 3-830 (275 amino acids)
Biological process (GO): proteolysis
Molecular function (GO): serine-type endopeptidase activity
Source: RefSeq, marked validated